AUGGCUGACCAUGAGCAUGAGCGCGAUGAGUCUCCGUCCGGAUUCUCAGCUGGUUCAAAUCAAGAUGACAGGCAGCGAUCGCCUUCUGGAUCUUCCCUGGCCACCUCGAUCAGUUCAGCAAGCUUGCAAAAAAGCGACAAAAGCAUAGUCCAUGUUCCCUGUUACGUAAAAAGGGAGCUUCACCUCGAGGGUCUUCAAGUCGACGACUAUGGCGUCGUGCGCUGGCAGGAGAAUAGCCACGCCCACCCUCGACAAUGGUCUCUUGGUCGCAAGGCUUACGACUCGGGGCUCAUCUGCUUCCUGGAGUUCUUUGUGACCCUAAUCAGCAACACUGGCAGCUCGAUCGCCCUGGAGCAGACAGAUUUCGACAUCGGUAGGACGACAGCUCUGGUGUGCUUCACGUCAGUCUACAUGAUCGGUCAAGCUUUGGGCGGGCUUGUCUUCCCUCCUAUUGCUGAGAGCUUCGGAGGCAGGACGGUGUACGUGACCACGACCUUUGGAUAUGCGAUCUUUUGCCUCCUCAUCGCAGCAUGGCCGAUCCUACCGGUGGUGGUCAUUUGCCGGUUCGGCUCUGGAUUCCUGAGUGCGAUGCCUGCCGUAGUGGCCGUCGGUAGCAUAGAGAAUAUGUGGGACGUCCGGGCGAGGAUCUGGCUGAUCCAUCUGUGGAUUGCAACUGCUGUCCUCGGACUGGCUCUUGGCCCCCCCAGUGGCGACUUUUGUGAGCACUUCGUCGUAUGGAUGAUUCUAUCACCAAUUGUACUGACUGUCAGCAGGCAAUGGAUCUUCUACAUUGCCAGUGCGAUCGCCGCGGUAUCGACUCUUCUCUGCAUGAAGAUGAAAGAAAGUCGGCCUUCGCAGUUGCUGAAGCAGAGGGUCAAGAUCGUGGCACGAAACAUGGGCUUCGACGGCUUGUCCUGUGACGAUACUGAUUCGAUUCCUGAUUUUAGAACAUUUGUGAAGGCAUCGUUAUCACUCCCAAUGCGACUCUUCUUCACCGAGCCAAUCGUCAUGCUUACCUCGAUCAUGGCUGCAACGGUUUACGGAGUAACAUACCUGUUCUCCGAGGCGUUCCCAGUUAUCUAUACUGAGGGGUGGGGAUUCUCCCAUCGAGAAGCUUCGCUGGUCUUCAUCGCGAUCGCAGCGGGUCUUGCUUUCACGUUCCUUCCAAGACUGUUCGAUAUCCGCGUCACAAACGGGCGAAGGAGGGCUGACCAGGUCAUCGAGCCAGAGGACAAGCUGUUCGGGUUUUAUGUUGCAGCUCCCGUGCUGGCCAUUGGAUUGUGGUGGUUCGCGGCCACCGUCCCACCACUGGUUCGCGGUAUCACACCAUGGGCAUCGAUCAUCUCCGUAGGCCUGUUCGGAUUUGCAGUGGUAGAAUUCGACGCAGUCUUGAGCGGGUAUCUCACUGAUACCUACGCCUCCUAUGCAGGGUCAGCUAAUGCUCCGAUGGCAUUCUUGAGAGCAAUGUUCUCGGCCGUCUUUCCACUCUUCGGCACACAAAUGUUCGAACGACUUGGCGCGAACUAUGCGCUGUUCAUUCUGGCAGUUAUCGCCACAGCUUAUUGUGCCGUUGCAGGACUGUUCGGAGCAUACGGCAAGCGCAUUCGACAACGCAGCCCUUUCGCCGAGCGCACCUGGGCGGUGACCGUGGCCAGUCAGCAGGCGGGACGUAUAGCGACCUCUUUACAGGAGCCAGAGAAGUGCCUGGAUAUGGGUCGAAGCUUCUAA
Messenger RNA from Fulvia fulva, 1728 nucleotides. RefSeq names its product Major facilitator superfamily multidrug transporter mdrA. The transcript is spliced from 2 exons. Gene Ontology annotation, biological process: transmembrane transport. Gene Ontology annotation, molecular function: transmembrane transporter activity. NCBI's taxonomy places the organism in Eukaryota, Fungi, Ascomycota, Dothideomycetes, Mycosphaerellales, Mycosphaerellaceae. The record is from RefSeq and is a predicted model, not a curated record. The coding region runs from base 1 to 1728 and encodes 575 amino acids.